Molecule: messenger RNA, 1389 nt
Organism: Balearica regulorum gibbericeps (East African grey crowned-crane)
Lineage: Eukaryota; Metazoa; Chordata; Aves; Gruiformes; Gruidae
Source: RefSeq, a predicted model, not a curated record
CACUGGCCUUUGGGUGCCUCCGCCGACUGCACACGGUGUACCAGACAGCGGAGCUGCCAGAAACCCACCAGAUGCUGCGUCAGACGUGCCGGGACUUCGCAGAAAAGGAGCUGAUGCCUCUCGCAGCUCAGCUGGAUAAGGAGCACCGCUUCCCGGCCGAGCAGGUGAAGAAGAUGGGUGGUUUAGGGCUGCUGGCUAUGGAUGUGCCAGAGGAGUAUAAAGGAGCAGGCCUCGACUAUCUGGCCUAUUCCAUUGCCGUGGAGGAGAUCAGCAGGGGCUGCGCGUCCACGGGCGUCAUCGUCAGUGUCAAUAAUUCCCUGUAUUUAGGGCCGAUACUCAAGUUUGGCUCUGAAGAACAGAAGCACAAGUGGAUUGCUCCCUUCACCAGUGGGGAUAAAAUUGGAUGUUUUGCCCUUAGUGAACCAGGAAACGGCAGUGAUGCAGGCGCGGCAUCUACAGUGGCACGCCUGGAUGGUGAUGAGUGGGUUCUGAAUGGCACCAAGGCCUGGAUCACCAAUGCCUGGGACGCCUCGGCCACUGUGGUGUUUGCUACUACGGAUAAAUCCCUGAAACACAAGGGCAUUAGCGCGUUCCUGGUUCCCAUGCCAACUGCUGGGCUGUCACUGGGAAAGAAAGAAGACAAGCUGGGAAUCCGAGCCUCUUCCACUGCUAACCUGAUAUUUGAGGACUGCCGGAUACCCAAGACCAACCUACUGGGGCAGCUGGGAAUGGGCUUCAAAAUCGCCAUGCAAACUCUGGAUGCAGGAAGGAUUGGUAUCGCCUCACAGGCUCUUGGAAUAGCCCAGGCAGCUCUGGACUGCGCUGUGGAUUAUGCUGAAAAGAGAAUGGCCUUUGGGUCACCCAUCACAAAGCUACAGGCAGUGCAGUUUAAGCUAGCAGAUAUGGCCAUGGCCUUGGAGGGUGCGCGCUUACUGACCUGGAGAGCUGCUAUGCUAAAAGACAAUGGGAAGCCCUUCACAAAGGAAGCGGCGAUGGCCAAGCUGGCUGCAUCAGAAGCUGCAACGGCCAUUGCUCAUCAGGCCAUCCAGAUCUUAGGUGGGAUGGGUUACGUGACAGAUAUGCCAGCAGAACGCCAUUACCGUGACGCUCGCAUCACAGAGAUCUAUGAGGGGACCAGUGAGAUCCAAAGACUGGUGAUAGCAGGUCAAUUGCUGAAGGCCUACCGUAGCUGAAGAAGUGGAUUGGAGCAAGACACUGCCCCAAAGUGCUCUGUAACAGUGCACUACAGUGAUCAAGUCUUGGCCCUCUUGAAUGAGGCUAAUGAUGGAAGUUUUUCCUCACCAAUGAGUAACUGACCCUCUUGUUAAUACGUGCUGAUUCUUCUUUGGACAAAGUAUGGUGCAUGGAAGGCCAUAUCUAGGUUUGUAA